UGUAUUCAGCAGAGAGCUGUGCUACUGUUCUCUGCACUCCCAAUAUUGGCUACCACAUUACUCCUUUAGCGAAGGCAUUGCUGGAUGAUGCUUCUCCUGCUCUGCACAUUUGGACUAUAACUGGCUCCGACGUGUAUCUAUCAUUAAGCAGAGAGCAACAUCAUGGAUCUUGUCGCUGCUUUUUCCACAAUUCUGGUCGUCUUUCUUAAUUGCUGCAAAGGGACCAGUCUUGAAAGUGUGGAUGCGAUCCCUCGGGCAGGACAAAUUGUCUGUAAAAAUGGAAGAGAGAAGCCAUGCUACAAAGUUAUCUAUUUCCAUGAUACAUCCCGGAGGGUGAAUUUUGCAGAAGCCCAGGAACAGUGCAAACAAGAUGGAGGUCACCUUAUGACCAUCCUCUCUGAAUCAGAACAGAGUUUCAUAGAGAGUCUCAUCCAAAGUAUGCGAGUGCCUGAAGGGGACUUCUGGUUGGGUCUCGUGAGAACAGAAGAUGAAACCCAAAACUCCAGUGAUUGCAAUAGUUUGUAUAAUUGGGUAGAUGGCAUUAAGCCCACAUUUUGGAACUGGUAUGCAGAUGAGCCCUCUUGUGGCAGCGAGGCAUGUGUAGUGAUGUACCACCAGCCUUCCGCUCUCCCUGGUGUCGGUGGACUCUACAGGUUCCAGUGGAAUGAUGAUCGGUGCAACAUGCGCAACAACUUCAUAUGCAAAUAUUCAUUAGAAAAAACAACAAAUCGUUCUUCUACCAAAACUCCCAAAAUAGACACAAUGAACCCUGAAGAUCCAGAGGAGUCAGUUAAAAAAAUAAAUGGAACAGCCCAGAAAAUUGAUGAGAAUGUUGUGCAUUACAUCCUUAUCGCCGCAAUCCCACUACUGACAUUACUGGUGAUUUUCAUUGGAGUGCUUUGUUGCUGUAUUGCAGAAAAGAGGAAAGAGAGAAACAGUGAAAUGGCCAUUAAAGAACCAAGCUUCUGGACGUCUCCAAAUCGUAGGAACAGUCCAAACCUAGAGGUUUACAGCGUUAUAAAAAGGCAAAAUGAGGCAGACUUGAACGGGACCAGGCCGGAUAUCCGCAAUACUUCAUUCCGAGUGGCAUCAGGGGAAAACUCCCCACUAGACAACCUCUCUGGGGAAUAUGAUAAUUUGGACAGGAACCACUCAGAGAGCGGCUUUGUGACACUAGCCAGCACAGAAAGCGGAUUUGUCACCAAUGAACUAUAUGAACUGUCUAGUGAAAGAUUCGGCAGAAGCACAGAAUCUGGCUGGGUUGAAAAUGAAAUCUAUGGAUAUUAAAAUGUUUAAAAAAAAAACUAUACCAUAAAUGAGCAGAUGUUCAAUGGACAUGAUAACUAUUUUACUAUUUUUUCAUCAAAAAUAUAUUGUCUUAAAUUUGAUCAUUCUAUUUCUGAAUGGAAUAAAUGCUAGUCAUUCUGGAAUGCAAUAUUUACAGUUACUCUUUCUAGGAUUCCAAACGUUUGUGUUAAAAUGGAGAACACAAGUUAGAAUUUGAUGCCCAUGAUUAUGGUAUAUUGGCUUAAUUCAAAAUGCAGUAUUUUGUACAAUUCUUAUACAUUG
Molecule: messenger RNA, 1569 nt
Organism: Xenopus laevis (African clawed frog)
Lineage: Eukaryota; Metazoa; Chordata; Amphibia; Anura; Pipidae
Gene: layn.S
Product: layilin
Exons: 8
Coding region: 163-1287 (374 amino acids)
Source: RefSeq, a predicted model, not a curated record